Messenger RNA from Ooceraea biroi (clonal raider ant), 930 nucleotides. RefSeq names its product protein unc-79 homolog. The record is from RefSeq and is a predicted model, not a curated record. Gene Ontology annotation, molecular function: protein binding. NCBI's taxonomy places the organism in Eukaryota, Metazoa, Arthropoda, Insecta, Hymenoptera, Formicidae.
CAGAGACACAUUUCGUUUGCUCCGCAGUCACUCAUCCCGACGUGUAACGAAAUUAAUUCGAGCAGAUCACCAAGUCCGAGAAGAUUAAUCAAACAGGUGGCUUUAGAGUCAUCCCCACCGGCGGUUGAUUACGGAGACUUUGCCUCGAAGGUGGCGGAUUAUGAUCAGAAGAUUAAAUCGAGAGAUCAAUUUCGCAUUCAACGCGAGAAGUCGAAGAAGACCAAUACCACGACGGAUCAGGACGCGAUUACUCGUGCGAGACGGACGGAAUCCUGGUGCUCGGAAUGCGGAACAAUAAAAGAGGAGUAUUCCGAUGAGGAACUUGGAUUAUGUAUAAUAACCUUGGGGACCUUCAUACACCGAGAACCGUCUUUAGCCGCACCGUUAUUACCAGAUAUACUCGGCGUAGUUACCAAAGUUGCACUUAACGCGAUGUAUCCUUGGCAAAGCGAAACGAACAUGCAUUUGCCGGGCGGUGCGGUCAGUGUGGCACAUCAAUUUCUCAGAUGCGUCCUUCAUCAACUGGCACCUAACGGAGUGUUCAUGCAGAUGUUUCAGACUCAUCUAAACGAAACGACAAGAUUGCAGUUCUUUAAGAGCGUCGCGCAAGCUUUGAUCGACUUCAACGAAUUAAAUCCCAUCGCGCCGUUGCAGUUGCUGCUCGAGACAUUAAACAUGAAGAAAUCGUUGCCGCUGGAACGGCUGCCAAUAAUAUUGUACAAUAUCGCGUGUUACUUGGACUGUCUCCCGCUAGAAGCAGGAUUGGGCCCAGGCGCAGCCACGUGGAGCGGACUGUUAACACAAUUCGACGGACUUUUCCGAAGGCUCGUCCUUAUGCUUCCCUCAAUCGAGGACAUCACACCUCUGCUGCGAAUUAUGAUUUCUAUCUUGAAGGUUCCAGGGAUUCAGCAAUCAAAGGUAGGUACUUGA